Molecule: messenger RNA, 961 nt
Organism: Lates calcarifer (barramundi perch)
Lineage: Eukaryota; Metazoa; Chordata; Actinopteri; Centropomidae
Exons: 9
Coding region: 425-928 (167 amino acids)
Source: RefSeq, a predicted model, not a curated record
GGUCACUUACUGAUAUAUCCCAGAGCUUGAUGUGCACUGUUCUCAUGAGAUAAUCAACAUUAUUCACUAGAUCUACGUGGUGAUAAUGUUUUGUCCCAUUGGUUUAUGUUGACUUGGCUUUGUAACCAAACAUGAGAAUUUUAUUUAUCCAACAGAACAGAUUGCAGGUACAGUUUAUUUCUCUUUGACAUUGCAUCCAGUGGAUUUGUUUACACUGUGACAUCCAAAGUCUAUCACAAUGAUGUAUGAGUCAGCCAUUGUAAAAACAGGCUCAGUUAGUCCAAACGAAGACGAGGGUCAAAGUGCCAAUGAGCAGCAGUCACAGUGCAUUUAUUUGUUCUCUCUCUGUUGACUGUAUCAUUCCCUCUGCUGUCAGACUGACUGGGCUUUUUCACCUGGGACGAGAAAGAACAGAAGCUGCAACAUGGGCAAUUUUAUCAGACGUUGCCUUGGAUACGAUGUUGAUCAGACGGAGGCAACAAACAAAAAACACAAGAAUAAAAAGGAUGUGAAACCCAGCUGCCAACAGUGUGAACAACUUGAACUUGAAUUUAACGAAAGAAUGACUGAGAUGAAAAGAUUGAACCAAGAGAAACUUCAGGAGGCAAGAUCUGCUCUGAACCAAAAAGAGGAAGAACUGAAAUCAUUCAAAGACAGUUUGACUGGGAUGGAAACAUUUUACAAAAAGAAACUUCAGGAGACAAGUUCUGCUCUGAAACAAAAAGAUGAGGAACUGAAAUCAGUCAAAGACAGAAUGACUGAGAUGGAAACAUUUUACAAAGAGAAACUUCAGGAGGCAAGAUCUGCUCUGAAACAAAAAGAGGAAGAACUGAAAUCAUUCAAAGACAGGUACUGUACACUAGGACUGGGACAAUAUGCGUGUAUAGUCAUUUUUAGGUAUUGUGACUCUACUGGUAUCUCAUUUUAACAUUAGAAUGGGGAAAAAAAGUUUAGUCACUAC